Molecule: messenger RNA, 3480 nt
Organism: Uranotaenia lowii
Lineage: Eukaryota; Metazoa; Arthropoda; Insecta; Diptera; Culicidae
Gene: Reg-5
Product: rhythmically expressed gene 5 protein
Exons: 3
Coding region: 535-1446 (303 amino acids)
Source: RefSeq, a predicted model, not a curated record
AUACCCCAACCUGUUGAAACGUGAAGCUUUUUCGGUCAGCUUAAAGCGACUGUUUUUUUUGUUGUUGUGCGAUUUGCCAGUGCAAGUGAGAAUUUUUGUGCUCUUGAUUCUACGCAGAAGCAACACACAACAGUUUAAAAAAGCGAGUGAUACGCAAUCUUGAUUAGUACUUGGUAGAAGCAAAGUUGGCAAUUAAAAGUGUGGUGGGUGAAACGCAAAGGAGAUAUUUGCUGCUACGCAAAGGAGGUGCCAAACGGCCGGAUCGAAGAAAAUAGUUUCUGUGGAAACCUCUAGAAAGAAAAACGCCAUUCGGUGAAGAAAGUGCCUCGGAGAAAGACGGGGAAAAACUUGAACAAACAAAGGAAAAUUGUCCAGCUGGUUGAGAGAAAAAAAAGAAACGGUGACGAUCACUGAAUUCAGUUAUGAGAAACGAUUUUUAAGCGGCACUAGGGUGUUGGGAAAUCCGUGAAAAAUUCCGAAAAAUUCUUUGGAAAAGUUUGGUUGACUUCAGUGAAAUUUCUAGAGCAGUUGAAAAUGGCUCGUAGUGUUCGAAGUGGAUCGGUGGGAGUGACUCUGGUGGCCUGCACUUUGGUGUCCCUUUGUUCCGGUUCCGCCAUUCCCAUGUGGGAAUAUCUGAGCCGUGGCGAGAAGAUGUCGCACCUGUACUCGAUGUUCGCCAAGCAGGUCUCGAGCUACUGCAAGGGAACGCAGGACAUGCCAACGAAUAUGUGCAAACGGAAUCUGCUGAUGUACGGCAUCAACAAGCUGCAGGACAUGAACGAGUCCCAUCUGGACUCGAUGGAUCCCUACCAGCGCGGGGCACAUGAUAUAAUUUGGGACGCCAUGAUGGACGGUCACACCAAGAAUGGCAAGAAGAAGAUUCCGGUGACGACGGAAGCUCCGGCCCAGAUUGCCAGUGGUGCCCAGUAUCAGCACAACCCAUUGUUCGAUGACUUGCCGGAACAGUCCAACAACCGGAAACAGGACAUCGGUCUGGACAAGUACGGCAUGGACUACGACUACAGCAACGCAGCUUCCGCUCAGGAUCUACAGUUCGCUGAACCCAGCCAGAACUAUCUGCCUCCAUCGAUCCGGGCUCCGGUGCGAUUCGAUUCCGGCUAUGGAAGUUACGAAGGAGCUGCCUCAAGCAAUUUGGACGCCCUGGCUCCUUACGAGCAGGCGAGCAACUACUUGACUGGACCCAUGGUUGUAGUUAUGCGACCUGAUGGAACCCUGGUCGAUGAACAUCACCUCAAAGUUAUGCCCAAGGACGACGAUAUCAAGGAGAUGACCAUCGGCAAGGAGAAGAUGCCCAGCUUCCAGCAGAUCUACGACAGCCUGAAGCAGGACGAACAUGGCCACUCGGUUGCUGCAGUCCCAGCUACGGCCGCCCCUCAUUCCGCCACCAGCUUCGUCAAGUCCUACCGGACAGAGUACCGUCCUUAAGACGGAACCUCACCCUUAAAAACUCCAAAACACAAACAACAGCAAAGAACUGGCAGGGAGGCCAGACGACAAACCGUUUUAUACAAUUGAUUGUGAUUUUAAUUUAGUGUGCUCCUAAUAUAGGCUUAAACUAUUUUAUAUGUAAAACUACUAAUACGCGUUAAAGAAAAACAAACAAACAAUGAUAAACCAGAACCGGACUCAUGGUCACUCCGAGAAAAAGAAUCGAGCGCGCGCGAACUCUGAGAGAAAAGCCUCCUUAGACCUAGUAGGCUAUGGAGGCUGUCGAAUCAACUCGUGAACCAACUCUAGCAUGUAGACACGCACCAACAAAAACAAACCAACUGUCAACAAAUAAGGCAGUUCGCGCACGAUCAACCGACGACCGACAUUCAUUGUAAUUAAUAUAUUUAUAAAUCAUCCGUCACUCAUUUUCAUUUGUAUUAGUUUUGUUUUCUACUGUGGUGUGACACCUGAAAACGGAAACAGAAGCCUUUUUGUUUGAGUUACGGAAGAAUUGUGUAAUGCAAACUGACGUUUGUUUGAGAAUGAUUGCACCCGACACCGGAAGUGUGCAAUAGCAGGAUCGUAGAUCAGUAUCAGGGCUGUUGACUAAUUUUAAACGAGCUUAAGGCGAAUGUUGCAAUCAUUUGCUUUCAGAAAACACUAGAAUAUAAUGAAAAGUGACAGCAAUCGGAAGAGUUGUUUGACUUUUGAUUAACCUUUUUCAAAAAUUUUAUUUUCAAAAAAGUUAUUGGUUUUGGUACUUUUAUCACUUUUAAAGGCUCCAAAACCUCUUUUGUUAAAAGUAGUAGGCUGUAACCCAGAACUUUUAUCAGCUCUUCAAGAAACUCGAGAGAAGCUCGCUAUUUUUGAGAGUGUCUCUCGAGUUCCUUUGAAGAGAUUUUCGCCUACAAAUGUGAGAUUGAUCAGAACUCAAACAACACUGAAUUUAAGCGCUAAACAUAAGUCACAAGCUUAGCGGACUUAGUCCGCUUCCGAAAAAAACCAUCAAUUUAACUGUACUUAUUAACUGAACAGCAACCCGAAUUUCAUGAAAUCAACUAUACGAAAAUCAACAAACAAGCGAAGCAACACAAACUUUAAUAAACCAGCUCUAGAUUUAGUAUUUAAGCUACUCCCUCAAAAAAUCAAGCAAUCAAAUCCAAAUCUAAUGUGUAAAUUAUAAAAACUUUUAAAAAUACAUCAAAUCAUACUUUGAUAGAAAGUUAAGCUAAAAUAAUCUUGUGCUUUUGUAUCAAAUUCUGUACGAAAGAGGAAGAAAACGAGAAACAGCAACAAUGUACGUCAUUCGCCAGUAGUGAACACAAUAAACAAGAGGAAAAGUAUAGGAACCUAAGCAACCCGGAAGUGAAGCGUGACAGUCCGAUGAAUUUCAGUUGAAGAGGUAGGACUAAUUCACCUAGCAGUAAGCAAAUCAAAAACAAACAAAAAACACAAUCACUCAAAUGGGAUAAGAAUUAGAAAAAAAAAAACAAAAACAAACAAAUAAGUGGUGGUUUCGUUCUCUUUUCUUUCGGAAAAUCGGAAUUUCGGUACAGAACCGUAGUGGUAUUCCAAAUUGUUGGAGAUUUUUCUGUGGAUUUACUAUGUAUUUCUUUUAUCAUUAUUACUAUUAUUAUUAUAAUUAUUAUUUGGUAUAUGCAUGUAGGCUAGCAAGGCGAUUGGCUCCCUGUCGCGGGAUUUCAUUUGUUCCGCCUAGUGUUUCAGAACAGUUCUAGGAAAAAAAAAAUCAAUGCAGUUUUAACUGUUUCUUAAAACAAACAAAACUUUCAAACUGUAUAAAUUCAACAUUCCUUGAUAACAGGAAAACUUUAGAGGUUAAGGCAAUCAAGUUAAAUCUGAAAAAGGAAAAAGUAAGAACCAAGCGAAUGUGAUGUAACUAAUUGAUAUCGGAUCCUAUUGAAUGAUAUUUUGUGAAAUCUUUUCCCGGCAUCGGGAAAAGUUUGUGUAAGAUAUCUGCGGACAACAAGUGUAAUAAAACAACAACAAACAAAUUAUUUAUGAAUUUAA